UUUUCCAUAGAAAAAGUGUUUGCCAGCCUCCCACAGGUGGAGAGAGGUGUUUCCAAAAUUAUUGGAGGUGAUCCUAAGGGCAAUAAUUUUCUCUACACUAAUGGAAAAUGUGUCAUCAUCAGGAACAUUGAUAAUCCUGCAAUUGCUGACAUCUACACUGAGCAUGCCCAUCAGGUUGUAGUUGCCAAGUAUGCUCCCAGUGGAUUUUACAUAGCAUCUGGAGAUGUCUCUGGAAAGCUGAGAAUCUGGGAUACUACGCAGAAGGAGCACAUACUGAAGUAUGAGUAUCAGCCAUUUGCAGGAAAAAUAAAGGAUCUUGCAUGGACUGAAGACAGCAAGAGAAUAGCUGUGGUUGGAGAAGGAAGGGAAAAAUUUGGAGCAGUGUUCCUGUGGGAUAGUGGUUCUUCUGUUGGCGAGAUUACUGGACACAACAAAGUGAUCAAUAGUGUGGACAUAAAACAAACAAGACCUUAUCGUCUAGCAACCGGCAGUGAUGACAACUGUGCCGCUUUCUUUGAGGGACCACCAUUCAAGUUCAAGUUUACAAUAAGUGACCAUACGCGGUUUGUGAACUGUGUAAAGUUUUCUCCAGAUGGAAACAGAUUUGCCACAGCUAGUGCAGAUGGCCAGAUCUUUGUCUAUGAUGGGAAGACUGGAGAGAAAGUGUGUGCCCUUGGUGGAGGCAAAGCUCAUGAUGGGGGUAUUUAUGCUAUUAGCUGGAGCCCUGAUAGUAGUCAACUGCUUUCUGCUUCUGGAGAUAAAACUGCUAAACUCUGGGACAUUGGUGCUAAUUCUAUUGUCAGUACUUUCAACAUGGGAUCAAAUGUUUUGGAUCAGCAGCUAGGUUGCUUGUGGCAGAAAGACCAUUUACUGAGUAUUUCUCUCUCCGGCUAUAUCAAUUAUUUGGACAAGAACAAUCCAGAUAAGCCUUUGCGUGUCAUAAAGGGUCAUAGUAAAUCAAUUCAGUGUCUCACAGUGCAUAAAAACGGUGGAAAGUCCUAUAUUUACUCUGGAAGUAACGAUGGACAUAUUAAUUACUGGGAUUCCGAAACUGGAGAGAACGAUGGCUUUUCUGGAAAAGGCCAUACAAACCAGGUUUCUAGAAUGGCAGUGGAUGAAAUGGAUCAGCUGGUCACCUGCAGCAUGGACGACACUGUGCGCUAUACCAGUGUCAGCAAGAGGGAUUACAGUGGCCAGGAUUCUGUGAAAAUGGAUGUUCAACCAAAAUGUUUAGCUGUUGGUCCUGGUGGAUAUACUGUAGUUUCAUGCAUUGGACAAAUUGUGUUGAUGAAAGAUAAGAAAAAAUGUUUUGCAAUCGCCGACCUGAGCUAUGAGCCGGAGGCGGUAGCCGUUCACCCCGGAGGAGGCACAGCGGCCGUGGGAGGAGCGGAUGGAAAUGUCUACUUGUAUUCAAUCCAAGGAACCUCUUUGAAAAAUGAGAAGACUUUGGAAGCUAAAGGUCCUGUCACUGACCUGGCAUAUUCUCAUGAUGGUGCCUUUCUUGCAGUCUGUGACGCAAACAAGGUUGUCACCGUCUUCAGUGUCACUGAUGGCUAUGCGGAAUAUAAUGUCUUUUAUGGACACCAUGCAAAAGUUGUUUGUAUUGCCUGGUCACCAGACAAUGAACAUUUUGCUUCUGGAGGCAUGGACAUGAUGGUCUAUGUUUGGACCGUAAGCGAUCCAGAGACCAGAGUCAAGAUACCAGAUGCUCACAGACUACAUCACGUAAGCGGCCUGGCCUGGCUGGAUGAACACACUCUGGUAACAACAUCCCAUGAUGCUUCUGUCAAAGAGUGGUCUAUCUCCUACCAGUGAAAUAAGCCCUCUUUGGAAGGACCUAAUCAGGGACUAGAACUACUGCAGUGGAACAUAGCAUUUCUUUUAAAGAAUCUUUAUUGUCCUCUGGGUCUUCUAUCAUAUCCUCAUCUUUACAGGGUGUUCAUAUCUGUAAUUUCAAAUGUACUUUGAAAGCUUUAGCCAGUAACAGUUUGCACAUGAAAAGCACUUAAAUUAUGUCUGGAGCUUAACCUUUGUGCUGAACAUUCCAGAGGCAACAGCCUAGUGAGGUGGCUUGAAAGAUUCAAACUCAAUCAGUUGUUCUUUUCUAACCAAGAAACGUGAGAUUGUACAGCAUGAGAGUAAUACUUCUCAUUUUUUCUAAUUACAGAACAUUUCUGUACUAAUGGUCAUAGUAAGAAUAUUUAGUUGUUACCUGAAAUCAAUCAUGCUGUGUGCAGCUACUGUAUAUUGCUUUGCUUCUCUGUACUGCACCAAACUGUCGCCUCAGACUUUCUCCUCCAGAUAAUGAAAUGGGGUUCAUACAUAAUAAACUUUUUAUGUAUUUCCUGUCAAAGCUUUGUGGUUUAUUUUAGGAUGGAAGUGUGGGGUUUUGAUGUAUUUACUGUUGUGGGUUUAAUGUUUACAAAUAACUGUCAUGGCAACUUCUUGCUUCAGAAACACCUUGUGACUUCUUUGAAUUAAGAAUGUCUGGUCAUUUCAAUGUCAGAAGAAAUUCUGUAUGAAAGAUUAAAGAUAUUUCCUGUUUGAAGGAGGAGGAUCAUGUUAUUUAAAAAGUACUUCUAAUAACUCUUAAAAAGUACAAGAAUUAAACUAAGUGAAGCAUUGUUAUGAUUUGAAAUGAUUUUUGAGAAGAUAAUCAAGUUGUUUGCGUAAGUUUUAUGCAUUUGCAUGUGCAGAACAGUUGCAUGUAAGCUGUUACCUGGUAUGAACAGAUCGUGAUCUUACGUGCUUAGUUUUCUCUUCACUCUACAAUGCAUUUGAGUAAUUUUAUCCUUUCAGUCUGACAAGGGUUGAAGAGGAGACUCUGAUGCAAAGUAGUAGGUAGGUCUGUGACUUAUCUAUUGAGGUCGAAGGAAGUUGCUGUUGUCCAAAACUUUGAAAGACUUUAAAACUUUGUUUUCUAUUAAGUCUCACCACUACCAGCUCUCCAGUGCUCUUUGGUUGUAUUAAGUUUUCCUUACUAUGUGGUCUUGCAUGUUGUUUAUUUACAAAUCAUAUCUAUUGAUACAAAUACAUAUCUAAUGAUUCAAAUCUAAUGACACUAAUUGUACAGCAAAUAAAAUGUUUUUGCUGCUUGUCA
This is a messenger RNA of Tinamus guttatus (white-throated tinamou), 3100 nucleotides long. NCBI's taxonomy places the organism in Eukaryota, Metazoa, Chordata, Aves, Tinamiformes, Tinamidae. The record is from RefSeq and is a predicted model, not a curated record.